This is a messenger RNA of Eremothecium sinecaudum, 906 nucleotides long. RefSeq names its product HCL367Cp. Gene Ontology annotation, molecular function: ATP:ADP antiporter activity. The record is from RefSeq and is a predicted model, not a curated record. The transcript has a single exon. Gene Ontology annotation, cellular component: mitochondrial inner membrane. NCBI's taxonomy places the organism in Eukaryota, Fungi, Ascomycota, Saccharomycetes, Saccharomycetales, Saccharomycetaceae. The coding region runs from base 1 to 906 and encodes 301 amino acids. Gene Ontology annotation, biological process: mitochondrial ADP transmembrane transport; mitochondrial ATP transmembrane transport.
AUGUCCUCGAGCAACCAAGAUAAGGCUCCAUUGCCUUUCAUCUACCAAUUCAUCGCUGGUGCUGUGGCAGGAGUCUCUGAAAUCCUAGUAAUGUACCCACUAGAUGUUGUAAAGACUAGAAUGCAGCUUCAGGUUAGUGGUGCUAACGAGCCUCCACGCUAUACUGGUGUGAUCGACUGUAUGAAGAAAAUUAUUGCUAAGGAGGGACCUACACGUUUAUAUAAAGGCAUUUCAUCUCCCAUUUUGAUGGAAGCACCAAAGAGAGCCACCAAGUUCGCCUGUAAUGAUGAAUUUCAAAAGAUUUACAAAAACCUGUUUGGUGUGGACAAACUUUCCCAGCCGCUAUCAAUGUUAGCAGGUGCUUCGGCCGGGUGCGCCGAAGCGUUUGUCGUUGUUCCCUUUGAGUUAGUGAAAAUUAGGCUACAGGACGUUUCAUCUAAGUUUAAAGGCCCUAUAGAUGUUGUUUCACAUAUUAUUCGGAAAGAAGGGCCAUUGGCCAUGUAUAAUGGGUUGGAAUCAACUCUCUGGAGACAUGCUAUCUGGAAUGGUGGUUACUUUGGUGUGAUUUUCCAAGUUAGACAAAUGCUUCCAAAGGCAGAAACCAAAAUGCAGCAAACCAGGAAUGAUUUGAUCGCAGGUACGAUUGGUGGGACUGUGGGAUCAUUGCUGUCUACGCCUUUUGACGUUGUUAAGUCUAGAAUUCAGAAUACCGCCGUUGUAUCAGGUGUUACUAGAAAGUACAACUGGUCUUGUCCAUCACUUGUCACUAUAUACAAAGAAGAGGGGUUUAAAGCAUUAUACAAGGGCUUCGUUCCAAAAGUUCUAAGAUUAGGACCUGGAGGUGGUAUCUUACUAGUUGUCUUCACCGGUGUACUAGAUUUCUUUAGAGAAGCACGUGCAACCUAA